Messenger RNA from Westerdykella ornata, 1857 nucleotides. RefSeq lists its product as uncharacterized. The transcript is spliced from 4 exons. The record is from RefSeq and is a predicted model, not a curated record. NCBI's taxonomy places the organism in Eukaryota, Fungi, Ascomycota, Dothideomycetes, Pleosporales, Sporormiaceae. Bases 1 to 1857 code for a protein of 618 amino acids.
AUGGCCCGAGGACACGAGAGCGAAUAUCUAGUCGAAGGCGACAAUCUGCCCAAUAGCUCUGCAACUCUGGCCCAAUAUGCUAGACAGCCGUCUAACCGUCCACGGAGCGGCAACAGACACUUCCGUCCGUUGGAACAUAGCGAUCUUCCUGAGGACGAUGACAAUACAUAUGACGAGCCGCAUACAGAUAGCAGUCCACCCGGUGUUUACGGGGGCACGCACAUCUGUCAAGCGGUCACUAAUUCUUCUGCCGAGAUGAAUCUCCUAAACGGAUAUACUGUUUCCGAUUAUGGUUCCCUUCUAUCCGGAGUCCGCCCCAGUAUGAACAUGUCACCUUUCGCAGAACGAAUCACUGUUGCAUCCUCGUUGGGCAACAGCUAUAAUAUGAGCAAUGAAAACAGCACCCAAUCUACGAUGCACAUCAUCGCACGCUACUCAGAGCUCUUCAAUGGGCGGCUCGUCAACUCGUAUCCUGAAGGACAGCGUGCAGGUUCUUUUGAAGGGGAGAUUGCCUUCUACUUACAUCCGAACCUGGAUCUAUCCGCAUAUCAGUGGUCCCAGAGGGCCUCCCGAUGGGACAAUAUUGGCCUGUAUUCUCACAAGGAAGGCAUGAUCAAAGGCUUAUUGUCCUCCAUUCAUCUACCAGACUCGCCCUUCAGACGCGAUUCGGUUGAGUACUUCAAGGCUAUCGCCGAACAGAAAGAGAGGGCGCAGCGCUCUAUCACAACACCACCAAACUUGAGGAAUGCUGGUUCGCCCGGUGUUCUUGCAGAAAGGCCAUAUUCCACUCCACCUCAAGCAUCUGCUUCGCAAGGUGUGGCUUUCAGGACGAACUAUCAACCUUUGGCACCAACUAAAAGUGCCACCGAGGAUAAGUAUUUUUUUGGUCCUUCCUCCAGCGCAUAUACAAGAAUAUGUCGUACCUCGCACGCAAGCACGCCCGAAAACGACGUCGGUAGAGGUGGUUCUAGGAAUUCUGGCUUCCAGUUUCCGGACCAUACAGCGGUAGCAAAUGCAUCCUUACUCGACCCCGGCUAUCCGCAGUCGGAUGCAAUAGACGGAUAUAGGCACCCUCAUUCCAAUUCGAGCAAUAACCCUCAGCCAAGUUACGACAUGACAUCGAUAGCUGACGGAGUGGAAGAGAAUACCAUGCUAUCUCAGCUACGUUCUGUAACGGCAGAACUUCCGCAAUUUCUUCGGGGGGACGGACAGUCUACUGAGCCCGGAACUGCCACCGUAGAACAGGCCUUUCGACAAGUACCAUUAGCCUGUGAGGCUCAAGGAUCUCAUUCGCCGCCGUCGAGCAAUCCGGGAAUGGAUAGAGGGUCCCCUCGAGGACGAAUUGUAGCAAAACCCAGCGAAAGUGUCUCCGCGUUACGGGCGGACGCAGAACCAUACGCAUACAACAGGACAGCUUCCGGAUCAACGAAGUUGGGUAUUUGUGAGCCCGAUGCGGCGCCGCUACUUUGUUUCCUGCAUCCCAAGCACGAGAUUGUCAAUGUGACGGGUGAUCGCGGACUCACCCCGCAGAAUUUCGAAGGCCCAUUCUUCACAGGUUGCAUGCCCACUAUGCAGAAUCCAGCCACACACCUCUCGAGCCCUUCGGACGAGAGGAGAAAACUUCAGCAAUGCUAUACGAACCGACCGUGCCUCGACUUGCAACAAGACAUCAGCAAUGCUUACAUGGACGAGGCCACAAAGCCACGAGGCAAGUACGAGCGUGCCGACGUUGCUAACACGCCUCUCUUCCGGAAGUUACUUCACAAAGGACUGGCAAACUCCAUCUGCGACCAGCAGGAAUGUGUAGGCCACGAAAUUGGUGAGGAUCUGGAUCAGGUGGCUGGGGAAAUGGGUUGA